Solea solea (common sole) is the source of this 1487-nucleotide messenger RNA. RefSeq names its product makorin, ring finger protein, 2 (gene mkrn2). Gene Ontology annotation, biological process: protein polyubiquitination. The transcript is spliced from 10 exons. The record is from RefSeq and is a predicted model, not a curated record. Gene Ontology annotation, molecular function: metal ion binding; ubiquitin protein ligase activity. The coding region runs from base 82 to 1314 and encodes 410 amino acids. NCBI's taxonomy places the organism in Eukaryota, Metazoa, Chordata, Actinopteri, Pleuronectiformes, Soleidae.
UGUGGCUGUGGCUCACAGUCGGACCCGUUUGAACGUAACACCGCAGUGACAGUCGCUGUUAGCCGAAGCUCCGCGAGGAAGAUGAGCACGAAGCAGGUGACCUGCAGGUACUUCCUACAUGGUGUUUGCAGAGAAGGAAGUCGCUGUUUGUUUUCUCAUGACCUGAACAACAGCAAACCUUCAACCAUCUGUAAGUUCUACCAGAGAGGAACAUGUGCUUAUGGAGAACGCUGCAGGUACGACCAUGUCAAACUUUCAAACAGAGGAGGUGGGGGAGGAGCUUCAGAGAUUCCAGGAGGUGAAGGAGGGGGAGCUGGGGGUGGGGCGUCAAUCAGAGGCGGAGUGAAGAAGAACCUGGUCCUCAGAGACAGGGGUAUGCCUGUGGACAGGAGCUUUGGCGCUCCACCUGACAGUGUGUGGUCAGACGCUGCCGCCGCCUCUCCUCAGACUUACGUGGACGCCAUCAGGACGGGCCUGGACGGCUCAGUCAAAGACCAAGUUAUUCCCCCAGUGGCCGGGGCUUCCCAGGACCUCCCCCAGCUGUGUCCUUAUGCUGCUGCAGGACAGUGUUUCUAUGGAGACAAUUGUACUUAUCUCCAUGGCGACCUGUGUGACGUGUGCAGGCGACAGGUGCUCCACCCCCACGACCCCGAGCAGAGGAGGAUGCACGAGAAGAUGUGUCUCCUGCUCUUUGAAGCAGACAUGGAGAAGGCCUUUGCAGCUCAGUUGAGUCAGGAUAAGGUUUGCUCCAUCUGUAUGGAGCUGGUGGUGCAGAAGAUAAACCCGUCAGAGCGGAGGUUCGGGAUCUUGUCGUCCUGCUGCCACACCUUCUGCUUGUCCUGCAUCAGGAGGUGGCGCUGCACCAGGAACUUCAGCAAUGUCAUUGUCAAGUCUUGUCCCGAGUGUCGUGUCAUCUCGGAGUUUGUCAUUCCUUCCAUCUACUGGGUCGAGGACCAGGACGAAAAGGAUCACCUCAUUGAACUCUUCAAAUCCGGAGUCAGUAAGAAGGCGUGUAAGUACUUCGACCAGGGUCGCGGUUCGUGUCCAUUCGGAGGGAAGUGUUUGUAUCUUCAUGCUUUUCCGGACGGAACCCGAGCAGAACCGGAGCGGCCGCGGAAACAGCUGAGCAGCGAGGGCGGUGUGCGGUUCAUGAACAACGUUCGUUUGUGGGACUUCAUCGAGGAGCGUGAGCAGCGCUCGGCCCCGCCCCUUCCCUCCCUGGACGAUGACAUCACAGAGCUGAGGGAGCUCUUCAUGCAGAUGUCGGGUCCGAGCCACGAAGACCUGGAGGCCCCGCCCGCUCCGGACCAGUAGAGACCACGCCCCUGUGGUGGACAUGUUUUGUGGAAUCAUGUGACCUCGUCUGAUCAUCAUGAGUGAUAUUGAUGUUUUAUUUAUAGUGUAAAUAAUCACAUGACAUCACAGUGUGACAUCGAUCAUGUGACUGAAGCUCAACAAUAAAAAAAAAAAAGCUGUAGAUUCAUAAA